UCAGCAGUGGGUCACCACAACAAAAAUUACUCAUGGAACAUAAAUUACAUUUGAUUUCGUUUCUUUUUAUUUCUUAUUAUCUAAAUUAAAUUUAGUUGAAUUGGUGUUUAUUUUUUUUCUACUCUGUGAAUAGUCUAUUUGGAAUAUUAACUGAUUAUGUAUGGACGUCAAAUUAGUAGAAUUGGAGGUCGAUAUGGUAAUUCUUCUUCUUCUUCUUCUUCUUCUUCAUCUUCAUUCUGCUAUUCACCUAUGAACAAGUUUGGUAUUUCCUGUGAUGUUUGUUGCCACUCGAUUCCUGGUGAACACAGAAGAGCAAUUUUCGCAAUCGGCUCAUGUGAUCAUCCAAUUUGUUAUCAUUGUUCAACCAAAAUGAGAGUAUUAUGUGAACAGAAUGAAUGUCCCAUUUGUCGUCAAGAUGUUUCUGAGAUUAUUUUUACCGAAUGUUCUCGAAAAAAAUUUAGUGACUUCGAUUUAUCGAGAUUCUAUUUCGAUGAUAAAUCCAAAAUUUACUUCGAAACUCAAAGCUGCUUUGAUACAUUUAAUUCUCUUCUUGAAGAAAAAUGUAAAAGAUGUAAUACAACUUUGGAAAGUGUAAAUGAAUUACAGGAUCAUCUAUGGCACAAACACAGAUUAUUAACGUGCCAAGUUUGUGUUCAAAAUUUAAAAAUUUUCAGUGAAGAAAGAAAAUAUUAUAAUUCUGGACAAUUGGAAGAUCAUAUGAAGAUUGGUGAUCCAGACGAUCGUUCAUUCCAAGGACAUCCAGCUUGUCAACUUUGUGAUCAACGUUAUGUCGACUCGGAGGAGCUAAAUCGUCAUUUACGUCGAGACCAUUAUUUUUGUCAUCUUUGUGAUAGUAAAGUUAUCUAUUUCAACAAAUAUGAGACUUUGAAUCAACAUUUUCGUGAGAAACAUUUUCUAUGUGAAGAAGGGCCUUGCAAAAAAGAACAAUUUACUUCUGUUUUUCGAACUGCAAUCGAUUUGCAAGCUCAUAAAGCUCAAAGUCAUUGUCUUACCAAAUCGGAAGCCAAACAUGCACGAACUUUGAAUUUGGACUUUACCUUCAAUACUGCACCUCGAGGUCCGAGAGCCGGUGGAUUUAAUUCACAGGUUGUUGCUACUCUUAAUGACGAUGGUCUGUCCAAUUCCAGAGGAGGUGGCAGUCGAAGAGGUAGAGGUGGAGAUCGAGGUGAUCGUGGAGAUCGUGGAGAUGGAAAUGAUAGAGGUAAUGAUCGUAACCCUCCAAAUAUAUCAGAAGAUUUUUGGAUUCCCGACGAUCUUUCUAGUCUUGGAGCUGCAGGUCCUAUUCAACUUAGCUCAGAAGAUUAUCCAUCACUUGGAGAUAUAAGUAAACAAAGACCACAAGAUCGCUCUGUUGCCAAAUUGGUAGCCAAUGAUGUCACUAAUGGCCAGGACUUAAAAGCUUGUGCAAAACCUAAACAAAAGUUUAGUACAAAAGUGAAGGAAAGUGGCACUUUCGGUAACAAAGAAGAUGAAGAGUUUCCAACCCUUUGUGCUCCUGAGCCUUCAUCUCCACUUGCUUGUGCCAAACGAGAUGGGAAAAAGACCAAAGCAAGUAAAUUGUCGAUGAAAGAUGUAGCCCAAUUGAUCGAAUCCAAACAGUUCUGAAGACCAAGGGAAGCCAUUCAGCCAACCAUUUAGCUUCUGGUGAAUUGGUCGCUGUUAAAACAGGUGACGAAUCUUUUUUUGAUUUCUCUGGAGCUCGGUCACUUGGAUCAAUAGAAAAUGAAGACAGUCAACCUCCAGUUAAAAGGAGAAAACAAGAUGCCAAGAGUGGUAAAGGAUUGAGACAUUUCUCUAUGAAGGUUUGUCAAAAGGUUAAAGACAAAGGAACAACAACUUACAAUGAAGUUGCCGAUGAGCUGGUCGCUGAAUUUUCCGCUGACCCUAUCGCCAGUAGAGCUGCUUUCUCGGGAAGAUACUCAGGUGAUGAUGCUUGGUGAUGAUGUUUUGACCAAAAAAAUAUUCGUCGUCGGGUUUACGAUGCGCUCAAUGCUCUUAUGGCAAUGAAUAUUAUCAGCAAAGAAAAGAAGGAGAUUAAAUGGAGAAAGAAAAACAAGAAAGAGAAAUUAAGAGAUCUGCUUAUCCAACACAUCGCUCUUCGAAAACUAAUCGAAAGAAACAAAACUGAUCCCGUUGUCUUUUUGAACACUAAAAUUCACCUUCCUUUUAUCAUUAUAAAUAUCUGUUCAGUUUCGAUAAUUUUCACCUUUAUCAUCGACCAAUCAGCUACAAAUUCAAACACAAAACCAAAACCAAAAUCAAAACGAUAUUAAUUUUAUUACCUGUUAUUCAAUUUACAUUAUCAACUAAAAAAAAAAAAAUAAAGAAUUGAAAUAAUUUUGCUCAA
Messenger RNA from Panonychus citri (citrus red mite), 2368 nucleotides. Its product is annotated as E3 ubiquitin-protein ligase ZNF598-like. The transcript is spliced from 3 exons. Lineage: Eukaryota; Metazoa; Arthropoda; Arachnida; Trombidiformes; Tetranychidae. The record is from RefSeq and is a predicted model, not a curated record. The coding region runs from base 157 to 1626 and encodes 489 amino acids. Gene Ontology annotation, biological process: rescue of stalled cytosolic ribosome; protein ubiquitination. Gene Ontology annotation, molecular function: ubiquitin protein ligase activity; ribosome binding.